Brassica napus (rape) is the source of this 2061-nucleotide messenger RNA. Its product is annotated as AFP homolog 2. Gene Ontology annotation, biological process: jasmonic acid mediated signaling pathway; negative regulation of DNA-templated transcription. The record is from RefSeq and is a predicted model, not a curated record. The coding region runs from base 565 to 1818 and encodes 417 amino acids. The transcript has 4 exons. Gene Ontology annotation, cellular component: nucleus. NCBI's taxonomy places the organism in Eukaryota, Viridiplantae, Streptophyta, Magnoliopsida, Brassicales, Brassicaceae.
AAGAUUUAGGAAAUAAAAGAACACACGAGAUUCACAUGAGAAAAAAAAACGAAAGUAGUCAUAGCCUGAGUCCCCAAUCGCUGCAAGGAGCUACGUUCUAGGUUUUUUCUUCUCUGAUCAUCUCCUUCCCAGCUUCAGCUGAUUUGACGCUCCUGCUGCGUAGAUAGGGGUCUCGAUUUCAUCUAGAUACGAAUGUUUCGAUGAUUUGGAACUGGAGUGAUUUAUUUUGAUUUAAAGAUGAGUGAAGCCCUUUCGUUAUCUGAUGGAUCUGCUGCAUAUUGUGUUUGUUAUGAAUCUUUGUUGCUUCGGGAGUGUGUGUCUUGUUUUGUUUUGUUUCCGUGAACAGAUGGAGAAAAGCUUCUCCUUUUGCUUCGUUUCCUUUUUUAGUUUAGAUCUUCAAAAGGGGAAACUUGUAGAAAAUAACUCCUUUUGUUUCUUGUUACUACUACAGGGCGGUUCUACUUGCUUGCACUGUUCUUUCAAUGGUUUCGUUCCUAAGAUGACAGUCAAGGCUGCUGAGGAUAUUCUAAACAUCUGUUAAGCUGUUCGGAGUUACUUCAAAAAAUGGAUGAUGAUAAUGGGCUAGAGCUCAGCUUGGGUCUCUCUUGUGGAGGAUCAGCUAAGGGUAACGCUGGAAGCUCCUCGGAGAAGCACAUAGUACAAGGAGGAGAUAGGAGUGCUAAAGUGAUUGAUGACUUCAAGAACUUCCUUCAUCCAACUUCUCAGAGACCACCUGAGCCGAGUUCUGGUUCUCAGAGAAGCGAUUCUGGUCAACAACGACCUCCACAGAAUUUCUUCAAUGACCUCUCCAAAGCUCCUACAGCUGACGCUGAAGCUUCCACGAAACCUUUGUGGGUGGAGGAUGAUACAACACGACAAGAAGCAGGAAACAAAAGAAAGUUUGGGUUCCCUGGGAUGAACGAUGAAAAGAAGAAAGAGAAAGACUUGUCAGCUGAUCCGCAUGAGAAGAAGACAAAAGCAUCCCAUGUUUCAAACGCUACUGAUGAAGGAUCAACAGCUGAAAACGAAGAUGUAGCAGAAUCUGUAGUAGGUGGUGGUGGUUCUUCCUCCAACCUCGCUAAGGAGGUGGCUCGUCCUACCGCUGAUGCAAACGUUGUGGACAACUUAGCCGGUCAAAGGAAGAACAGCCAUGUUGGGUCAGGUGCUGAAGAGUUUACUACAGUCCGCAACAUGAGUUACACCAAACCGUUCACUGGUUUAUCUUACUCUUUUCCAGCAAAAGAGUCUGGACAACAUGCAGCAGGUACAAGUCUAACACAGCCUACUGCUAAUGCUGGGAAUAAUCUCCCUCUUAUGUUCGGAUACUCACCGGUUCAGCUUCCUAUGCUGGAUAAGGAUGGUUCAGGCGGCAUUGUUGCCCUUUCUCAGUCUCCAUUCGCCGGAAGAGUCCCAUCAAACUCGGAAGCUACCGCGAAAUGUGAGGGAAAACAGCCUGUUGCAGAAGAAGGCUCAUCAGAGGAUGCAUCAGAACAACCACCAGGAGACAGCAACAACAACAACAUCAGUAAUGCUUUCUCUUUUGACUUCUCUGCCAUAAAACCUGGAAUGGCAGCAGAUGUGAAGUUUGGAGGAUCUGGUGCACGUCCUAACCUGCCCUGGGUCUCAAGCACUGGCUCAGGCCCACACGGUCGAACAAUCUCGGGUGUUACAUACCGGUACAAUGCAAACCAGAUCAAAAUCGUAUGUGCUUGUCACGGCUCACACAUGUCGCCGGAGGAGUUUGUCAGGCAUGCAAGCGAGGAGUAUGUUAGCCCGGAGUCAUCUGUAGGAAUGACUGCUGCCUCGGCUCAUACCUGAAAGUCGCCGGAGAAGUCAAAAGUGUCUUAUAUCUUUGUAAACAAAUGGAAGAAGAGGGGUUUCUUUUCGGAAGAUAUACUCUAAGGCCAAAGUUUUAUUGGAGCUUUCCACUAUGUUACUGUAAUCUCUCUGUUUCUUUUGUUCCUCAUUUCAGCUUUCAUCACUUUUGUGUAUUACCAUUUAGUUUUGUAAGAUUCUUCUCUUUGUUUUUGGGUUCAAAUAAAUAUUCUGAGAAUUUACUUU